UGCGAUGCCAGGCCAAUUCGGUCAUAUUCAUUCUCGUUGCGAGUUCACAGUGACAACAAGUCAGCCCCCAGCCCAAUCACCAAUUCACCAAAAGAAAAAAUGAACAAAUUCUUCGUCCUUGCCGUCGCCGCCCUGGCUGUUUCCUGUGUCCGGGCCGAUUCCUUCGACGCCCGAGCCGAGACUCGCGAGUACAAGAGCGACCUGAAGGAGGAUGGCAGCUAUGCCUACCAGUACCAGACGUCCAAUGGCAUCGCUGGCCAGGAAUCGGGCGUGGGUGGUUACUAUGCCAGCGGCUCGAACGCCUACUACGCCCCCGAUGGCCAGCUCAUCCAGUUGACCUACACCGCCGACGGCAAUGGCUACCACCCGGCCGGCGCCCACCUGCCCACUCCUCCUCCAAUCCCGGCGGCCAUCCUGAAGUCACUGGAGUACAUCCGCACCCAUCCCCAACAGGAGAGCCGCCAGGGUCAAGGACGAUUCUAGACCAAAUGGGCUUGCCACCACCACCAUCACAUGUUGAGCGUUAUUCGAGCUAGUUUUAAGUCAUUUGAAAAUAAACUUUGUUUGAGCCAUCAAACAUAUCCAUAAACAA
Drosophila mauritiana is the source of this 592-nucleotide messenger RNA. It is a transcript of the gene Cpr65Ec, whose product is annotated as pupal cuticle protein Edg-78E. Gene Ontology annotation, molecular function: structural constituent of chitin-based larval cuticle. Gene Ontology annotation, cellular component: chitin-based extracellular matrix. NCBI's taxonomy places the organism in Eukaryota, Metazoa, Arthropoda, Insecta, Diptera, Drosophilidae. Bases 100 to 483 code for a protein of 127 amino acids. The transcript is spliced from 2 exons. The record is from RefSeq and is a predicted model, not a curated record.